Molecule: messenger RNA, 3532 nt
Organism: Ctenopharyngodon idella (grass carp)
Lineage: Eukaryota; Metazoa; Chordata; Actinopteri; Cypriniformes; Xenocyprididae
Product: ribosomal protein S6 kinase alpha-5-like
Exons: 10
Coding region: 169-1725 (518 amino acids)
Biological process (GO): lipoprotein metabolic process; protein phosphorylation; lipid transport
Cellular component (GO): extracellular region; membrane
Molecular function (GO): protein binding; protein kinase activity; ATP binding
Source: RefSeq, a predicted model, not a curated record
AACACAUAACUCAUCUCAGUCGCAUUUGAUGGCAGGUUCUACUCUGUGAAACAGUCUAUAGAUCCCUCAAGUCCUAAAAGAAGAAAGGAAUAUUACUAAAUACAAUAUUUACCAUUUCUAAACACAGGGGACGAAUCAGUUAUAUACAUUGUUCAGACAUUUUCAGAGAUGGGCAACAAUCAGUCAGCUCUUACAGAACGUGGCUACACCCUGGUGAAUGAACAGGAGAAGAUGAUGCUGGUGAAAAAUGAAAGUGGUGAUCAGUUUGUCAUUAAAAAGUUCAGAGAUGCCCGGGGAGAUGGGUCAAACUUUCUCCUUCAGCUUAGUCAUCCACACAUCGUACAUCAUAAGGAAAUCUUUACAGAUGAGGGUAAUGUGUAUCUUGUAUUGGAGCAUUGUGAGGGUGGAGAUCUCGCUCAAAAAAUGGAGGGGACGGUUACAUUUUCUGAGAAUGAGGUUCUAGACUGGAUUGUGAUGACCUGCAUGGCAUUAAAGUACCUGCAUGAUCAAAAGAUCCUACAUAAAAACCUGCAGCCAAAGAGUAUAUUUUUCACUGCAUGUGGAACCAUUCGUCUUGGAGAGUUUAGAGCAAUUAAUGAACGGUCCACAGACAGGAGGCUUGUCGCACCUGAGAUUUUGAGUGGCAGACCUUAUGAUGAGAGAUCUGAAAUUUGGAGUUUGGGAAAUUUCAUCGAGAUGAGCACGCAGAACCGUGUUACCUUAUCUGAGGACCUUAAUCAGCUGGUAAAAGACACUCUUCAGAUUAAUCCAGCAAAACGUCCAUCUGUCAGUGAGAUCUUAAUGAGGCCUUUUAUCAUCAAACACCUUUAUGAAAAGAGCAAGCAAACUAUUGAAGAGCUUUAUGAGACUCUAGAUGCACUGAGAAAGCUGGCUGAUGGUUUGGAGAAAGUCCACUUCAACACAACUGUUGGCAGUCUCACAGGAGGUGUAGUAGGAUUGGCUGGAGGAAUCACAUCUGUGGUUGGAGCUAUUCUCGCUCCGUUCACUCUCGGAGCGUCUCUGAUAGUAACAGGAGUGGGAAUCGGUGUAGCAGUAGUUGGUGGAGUAACAGCUGGUGCCAGCAACAUAACAAACAUGGUUAACCAGCGUGCAAACCGCCAAAGGAUCAAAAAGAUGAUAACAGAGUUCCAAGAAAAAAUUACCUCCACAAGCUGCUGCAUCCAAAACAUAUCAACAGGAGUGGAAAGUCUACAAAGAGAGUUUUCCACAAGCAAUGGAUCAUUUUCCAGGGCACAGUCUGAGGCAAAUUCUGGAGUUCGACUUGGACGAGGUCUGGGAGGAAUUCCAGAGCUUGUCCGUUUAAUUGAAGUGGCAAAUGUUGGGAAAGUUGCAGCUCAGGCUGCAAGAGCUGUUCGUGUGGCUGAAGCAGCUACAGGGGUUUUAUCUGCACUUUUUGUAGCGGUUGACGUCUUCUUUGUGGUUCUCGACUCCAGAGAAAUCCACAACAUUCGCAAAGCUCGUGGUUUAAGAGAGCGUCAACAGCAAUCAACAACUUGCGCUCGACAAACAAGAGAGGAAGAGCUGAAAUCUGAGACCAUGAAAUUUGUGAAAAAAAUAAGGGAAACUGCAGAUGAGCUUCAAACGACUCUAGAUACACUACAAGAUGCAAUGCAACUAAAACCUCAAAAAGAAGAAAGUGGUUGGUUCUUGUUUGUUUUACUUGUGUUGUUGUUAUAUAUGUUGUUUAUAUUCACUGCACACUAGUAAUCCGCUUCAUCAUCUUACAGGACAUCAGAGCACAUGCUCUACAUACAAACAAACAAAGCAAGAAGCAAGAGUUUUAAUCUGAGACCAUGAAAUUUGUUAAAACUAUAAGAAAGAUUACAUGUGCUUCAGAUGACUCAGGAUACUUUAAACAGCACAAUACACCAAAACCCUGAGACAUCCGACACAGAUAAUUAAGAAUUAGUCAUGGCAGCACAAGAUAAAGUAUCUAUUGACUAUAACAACGGCUUACUGUAUAUUCUGGGUUUUUUAUGAUAAAGGACCUAAAAAUAAUAUUCCUUGUGUGGGUAAUUUCUAAAGAAAACUUAUUAAGAAGCAGAUAAGCAUUAAACUUGCUCUACUCCCAAUUUCUGUAAUUUUAUUCAUGCUAGAAAUGUAUGUUAUUGAGGCUUUUUCUAGUGAUUUCUCAAUGUUUUGAAGAGUUAAAAAAAAGGGACAACGUAAGCUCUUUUUUGUGUAUACAAGACUUUGCAAGAGGAUGUGAUUAUUAUUACUUGGGGCCUGAGCACCGAUGGUGUGGGGACCUUAUUGUAAUUGCUCGGCCAAUUCUUCUUCUUCUCCGAAAUGAAUCACAUUUUUGAGGGCCUAAACAUGCUCGAAAACUCAUGAAACUUUGCAGAUGCAUCAGAAGUGGUGAAAAUUACAUCUGAUAUGGGUUUCAGAAUUAGGUGUGGAAAAAUGGCUCGAUAGCGCCACCUACAAAAUUUCAAUAAGGCACCCUUCGCGCUACGUUUCAGGUACAGGUAUGAAAUUCGACAGACACAUGUAACAGCCCAAUACCUACAAAAAAGCCCCAGGGUGCAAAAUCUGUAAACCAACAGGAAGUGAGAUAUUUUGAAUUUUCUCUGCAAAGUUUUUGCAAUGUCGGAUCUGCCCCAAACUUCACGUUUUAUUAGAGUCCUGGCCUGAACACAUCUACAUGGCAAUAUUCAGUUACAGUCAUAGCGCCACCUGUGGGUAAAAGGAAAUUACAUGUUUUACACUGUGAUUAACUCCUCACAGAGAUUUAACCAGAACCACAUCAUAUAUGGUCAGUCUAAUCUUAAGGCCUUAGCGAUGUUAAAUUGUGAAGAUCUUGAGUUUUCGCUGAAGGGCGUGUCCGUGGUGGCCUGACAAAGUCUGAUGUUUCACCAUGAAACAGGAAGCUGUUUCAUGGCAUACAAUGUCUGAUCUGCCCCAAACUUCACAUGUGUGAUAAGAGUCCUGGCCUGAAGACAUCAACAUAGCAAUAUUCGGUUACAGUCAAAGCGCCACCUGUUGGAAGAAGGAAGUGUGGCACUUUAAAAUGACUUUACCAUAAUUCUCCUGUAUUUACUCGCUUACAUGCAUGUCGCCCACUGUUCACUGUUUUCCUAAGGCCAACGGGUGGCGGUGAGCCCGGGUGCGAGGGCCCUUUCAUCGCUGCUUGAAGCUUUAAUACUACAAUUGUAAUUUUCUUUCUGCAGUGUCAAUUUAAUGUCAUAACUGAUUUAUCAUAUAAAUUAAUCAUCAAUUAAUCAUUCAAUGACAAGUCUUCAAAUUACAUGUGAUUCACAGUGUCAUUCAGUCUGGACAUUGUUUUGCAUUUGCACCAUUUUCCUGUCUGUUUGUUACUAUGGUUACUGAUUUGAAUUGCCAUCACAUUUAGCUUGGUUAUCAUUUUUCACCUUGUUUUCCUCUAUAUGUAAGAUCCUGUGUUUUCAGUUCACAUUUGUCUGAUCUUGUCGAAGUAUGGUUGUGUUUGCCAUCCAUCCUGCCUUCGUUUGAAUUUCUCCAUGGAUAUUAUUAAAGACUAUUUUGAAUCUAA